Necator americanus (New World hookworm) is the source of this 546-nucleotide messenger RNA. RefSeq lists its product as uncharacterized. The coding region runs from base 1 to 546 and encodes 181 amino acids. Gene Ontology annotation, molecular function: calcium ion binding. The transcript is spliced from 6 exons. The record is from RefSeq and is a predicted model, not a curated record. Lineage: Eukaryota; Metazoa; Nematoda; Chromadorea; Rhabditida; Ancylostomatidae. Gene Ontology annotation, cellular component: cytoplasm.
AUGCUGAUCUUCAAGGACGUAUUCACCGAUGAUGAGCUGUCAUCUGACUCGUUCCCGAUGAAACUUGUGGAUGACCUUGUUUACGAGUUCAAAGGAAGGCAUGUCAUUCGCAAGGAGGGAGAAAUUAUGUUGCCGGGAGCGAAUCCAUCUGCUGAAGGAGAGGAAUGUGAAGAAGGGACGGAAGAGCAUGUCGAGCGUGGGAUUGACAUUGUCCUAAAUCACAAACUCGUAGAGAUGAACUGCUACGAAGACCAAGCUACGUUCAAGUCCUACGUUAAGUCGUUCAUGAAGAAGGUUGUCGAAUAUAUGGAAAAGAACGGCAAAUCAAAAGAAGAGGUGGAUACCUUUAAGAAGAAGAUCCAAGCUUGGGUAGUAUCUCUACUGGAUAAGAAGCGGUGGAAAACACUCCAGUUCUUUAUCGGUGAACGCAUGGCUGACGGUGCCGGUGACGGAGGCGAUCACUUCCGAAAAGAUCUAAACCGGGUGCCUACCUCGAUGCAAGUGGUUACACCAAGGACCCAUCGUUUUCUCGUUGAUCGAUACUAA